AUGCCAUCCUGGGUUGUAGUUGGUGCUAGCCGCGGCAUCGGACUUGAGUUCGUCCGUCAAUUGGCGUCCAAGCCAGAUAAUGUGGUCAUCGCUAUUGUUCGAAACAAAGCUACUGCCGUGCAUCUCAUACCUCUCGCUAGCGCGAGGGUGCACAUCCUUGAGGCAGACCUAUGUGAUCGUCAGUCCUUGAACGCAGCUGCGGCAGAGACUUCGAAAGUCACUGGUGGCUCCAUCGAUGUGCUUAUCAACAAUGGCGCGAAGACAGGAGGAGAACACUAUUUCACCAGCAUGAACGACUACGAAGGCAUUGAAGUUGCCGUCGACCAAGAGUUCAUGGAUGCAUACCGCGUCAAUGUGCUAGGUGUGAUGUGGACGACGCUCGCGUUCAUGUCCUUGCUACGAGCCGGCCCGACGAAGAAGAUCAUCAACAUCUCAUCGUCAGCUGGAGAUCUUGAGUUCACGCAACGUAUCAAGUCGCGUACUAUGGUCGCGUAUGCGUGCACGAAGGCAGGAUUGAACAUGCUCAACGCCAAGUUCGCCAAUCAGUUCCGAGAAGAAGGCGUUAUUUGCGUCUCCUUCAGUCCGGGCAUCGUGAAUACGGAGGAGACGACACCAGGAAAACCGGGAGAACUGCCGCCAGGCUUCAAUGAGGCUCUGAAAGCUAUUUCGGCUGGCUACCCCGACUGGACUCCCAUCGCCUAUACCCCGCAACAGUCUGUGGGUCUGAUGUUGGACACCAUCUCGCGAUUGAAACCGGAGGAUAAUGGUCAAUUCAUGUCAGAGAAGGGGACGAAGGAUAUGUACAAGGAUUAA
Messenger RNA from Peniophora sp. CBMAI 1063, 813 nucleotides. NCBI's taxonomy places the organism in Eukaryota, Fungi, Basidiomycota, Agaricomycetes, Russulales, Peniophoraceae. The record is from the annotation of a GenBank genome assembly.